UUUGUCUUUGUCACACUGUUCAAGUGAAAGAGGAUGACAAUAUAGAUGGAUUAAAGAAAGCCCAAUUGUCUGGAAGAUCUUGUGUGUAUAUAUCAUCAUCACCUGAUGAAGUUGCUUUAGUUGAAGGAAUACAGAGGCUUGGUUACACAUAUUUAAGGCUGAAGGACAACUUUAUGGAAAUUUUAAAUCCAAAAAAUGAUAUUGAGAGGUUUGAAUUGUUAGAGAUGUUGAGUUUUGAUUCUGUAAGGAGGCGAAUGAGUGUGAUUGUCCGAUCAGUGGCAGGUGACAUUUUUCUGUUUUGUAAGGGAGCAGAUUCAUCUAUAUUUCCUAGAGUUACAGAAGGCAAAAUAGACCAAAUACGAUCAAGAGUUGAGCGCAAUGCAGUGGAGGGACUGAGAACAUUGUGUGUUGCAUAUAAAAAGUUCACACGCAAAGAGUAUGAUAGUGUGUGCAAGCUGCUUCAGAAUGCAAAGCUAGCCCUUCAUGAUCGGGAAAAGAAACUGGCAGAGGCAUAUGAGCAGAUAGAGAAAGAUCUUAUUUUGCUUGGUGCUACAGCUGUUGAAGACCAGCUGCAAGAAAAAGCUGCUGACACGAUUGAAGCACUCCAGAAAGCUGGCAUUAAAGUUUGGGUUCUGACCGGAGACAAAAUGGAGACUGCUGCUGCCACAUGCUAUGCCUGCAAACUCUUCAGAAGAAACACACAGCUACUGGAGCUAACCACAAAGAAAAUUGAGGAACAGAGUUUACAUGAUGUAUUGUUUGACCUAAGCAAAACUGUCCUAAAGCACAGUGGCAGCUUAACCAGGGACAACUUCUCCGGACUUUCAACUGAUAUGCAAGAUUAUGGUUUAAUUAUUGAUGGAGCAGCAUUAUCAUUAAUAAUGAAACCUAGAGAAGAUGGGAGCUCUGGUAACUAUAGAGAGCGCUUUCUUGAAAUUUGCAGGAACUGCAGUGCAGUGUUAUGCUGUCGAAUGGCACCUUUGCAGAAAGCACAGAUCGUAAAAUUGAUUAAAUUAUCAAAGGAACACCCUAUCACAUUAGCAAUUGGUGAUGGAGCAAAUGAUGUCAGUAUGAUUCUAGAAGCACACGUUGGUAUAGGAAUCACUGGAAAAGAAGGCCGUCAAGCUGCAAGAAAUAGUGACUAUGCAAUACCUAAAUUUAAACAUUUGAAAAAAAUGUUGCUUGUUCAUGGGCAUUUUUAUUAUGUUAGAAUAUCAGAGCUUGUGCAAUACUUCUUUUAUAAGAAUGUCUGCUUCAUUUUUCCUCAGUUUUUAUACCAGUUCUUCUGUGGGUUUUCACAACAGCCUUUAUAUGAUACUGCGUAUCUAACACUGUACAAUAUCAGCUUCACAUCUCUUCCUAUCCUCUUGUACAGUCUAAUGGAACAACAUGUCAGUACAGAGAUGCUCAAGAGAGAACCUUCACUGUACAGGGAUAUUACCAAGAAUGCUCUUCUGCGCUGGCGUGUAUUUAUUUAUUGGACAUUCUUGGGACUGUUUGAUGCUGUGGUAUUUUUUUUUGGUGCCUAUUUCUUGUUUGACAACACAACUGUGACCAGCAAUGGACAGAUGUUUGGAAACUGGACCUUUGGAACACUGGUGUUUACUGUGCUAGUAUUUACAGUUACAUUGAAGCUUGCACUAGAUACACACUACUGGACAUGGAUAAACCACUUUGUGAUCUGGGGAUCGCUACUGUUCUACAUUAUCUUUUCCCUCCUCUGGGGAGGAAUUAUCUGGCCUUUUCUCAAUUAUCAGAGGAUGUACUAUGUUUUCAUGCAGAUGCUGUCUAGUGGUCCUGCAUGGCUGGGUAUCAUUUUGCUCAUAACUGUCAGCCUUCUUCCAGAUGUACUCAAAAAGGUUUUAUGCAGACAGUUGUGGCCCACAGCAACAGAAAGAACCCAGAUUAUGUCCAGGCACUGUUGGGACCACAUUUCAGAAUUCACACCUCUUGCCUCUCUGAAAAACCCAAAAUAUAGGAGCAAUUCCCCAGCCAGGAGGUCUAAUUCUCAUUCUAAAAAAAGGAUGUUUACGCACUGGAGAGGCAAUGAUUAUUCAAUACUUCCAUCUAUCUUUGGCUAUUCAAAUAACCGUUGCAAUUCCAGUGCAAGAUACUGCUACAGUGGGUCAGGUUUGGAAACAUCCGUAUGACAGAUCACCAAUUCAAGCCUUUAAGAACUGCAUUUUUCUUUCUUUUUUUGCAAAAACAGGAAACAUGUCACAGAACUGUACUAAAAUACACUUGGCUUUUCCUGUCUGAAAUAAUGUUCAGACAAAUAGGAUCAAGAGCUAUAAGUAUGAAUCUUUCCAGGCCUGUUGGCCCCUUUUUUAUGUUUUGAACUGCUGCAGCAAUGAACAAUCCGCACAGUCUGGUACUGUGAGACUGAUAACACUAGAAAUUCUCUUCAUGCUGUGUCAAGACGUUUGUGCGUUUGUUGCUUCUGUUGUCAUUAGUCAUUUUCUGUAUUACUUGAAGUGUAUAGUUUUAGUCAAUGACCUACAUUUUGAGAUCAACAGUUUCAAUUUUCAGCCAGAAGCAAUGACCUCAGAUAACUCCAGUGAAAGUCACUUAAAGAAUAUUUAACAAGUGCUGCUUCUGAUUUUCCUCUGUACUUUUUUCUUUCUUUGCUCUUUCUGUAGAACAAACUGGUGUUUCCUCUGUGCAAAUCUGCUUUCAAGAAACACUCUCUACUAUUCACUUCCUUGUAAGUGGCCAAAUCAGGGCUAGUAUGGUUUUAAGUUAGUUUCCCCUGUAGAAAGGUAGACAAAAUACAUUUUGCUUAGACUAGAGACACACCAUAUGGAGUCAAGCUGGCUGUCAAAUACAUAAAACCAUCAUUAUUGAUAUUUACUCAGUUACUGAAUUUAAGAAUUUAGCCUAAAAUGUCUGAAUUUAAGAAUAAAUUAACCAGUGUUCCUAUCACCUAGCUACCUCUCUGGAAAAGUGUAUGUGCAUGAUUCUAAAGUAUACAUAUUAGAAAGUAUUGGUGGGUUAAGCUUUUUCCUGUCAAUGAUAGGAAAUAGUUGUUCAUAACCAAUCUUUUAUGCUACUCAAAUAGGAUUUUUUUAAUAUCUCCAUUUUUGGUCUUUGAUUCUUAUUUUAACUUAAUGGCUAAUGGAUCCACUAUAUGUAUCUCAUUAUGAAGAAGCCAGUAUACGUUUGUUAGUCUUUUGAGACAUGACCACUAGAUGGCAUGUGUCUAUUACUAUCAGGGCCGGCUCCAGCAUUUCUGCCGC
This is a messenger RNA of Terrapene triunguis (Three-toed box turtle), 3236 nucleotides long. It is a transcript of the gene ATP11A, whose product is annotated as ATPase phospholipid transporting 11A. The record is from RefSeq and is a predicted model, not a curated record. Lineage: Eukaryota; Metazoa; Chordata; Testudines; Emydidae. Gene Ontology annotation, molecular function: ATPase-coupled intramembrane lipid carrier activity; ATP binding; ATP hydrolysis activity. The transcript is spliced from 16 exons. Gene Ontology annotation, biological process: phospholipid translocation. Bases 174 to 2150 code for a protein of 658 amino acids. Gene Ontology annotation, cellular component: recycling endosome; endoplasmic reticulum; trans-Golgi network.